AUGAAAGUCCUGCUCGUGUGUCUGAUGUUCGUAGCGGCAGCCGUCCAGGCAGUGCCAGCCCGCGGCCUGCCGCGACUGCCGGAGAGGCGCUCUGACGUAAGGGCGCUGAAGCCAAAGGGCGCGCUGCUCCAGCCAAGACAGCACAGCGAGAAAGGUGAGGCCGACUCGGCGGGGAAGCAGCCGCGCAUCAUCUACGGCAAGCAGGCGGAGGAGGGCCAGUUCCCGUGGAUGGCGGCCGUGCGGCUCGACUACGUCUCCUUCUGCGGCGGCUCGCUCAUCACCCAGCAGUGCGUCCUCACAGCGGGCCACUGCGCCGACGGGGUGACGCAAUUCGCGAUCAACCUGGGCACUAUCUCAUCGGACUUAUAUGCUGAGGACGCGCUCUCGCUAGUAUCUACAGAUGCCGUCGUACAUCCCGACUAUUCGUCCGAUGGCAGCACCACCACUUCUGACGUCGCCGUUGUGCGUCUUUCUGAAACGGUUACGCUUACAGACAAAAUCCGGCCUGUGCGAUUGCCAUCUGCAUCACAAGCUAGCGAGACAUUCGCUGGAUGGGCUGCUGUGAUCAAUGGUUGGGGAUAUCGCUUUGACGGUAUUCAAAUGAUAAGUCCCUACCUGCAGUACGCUGAGAUGACAAUCAUCGAGAACUCCGAGUGUGAAGAGACAUUCCCAGGAGCGAUAAGUAAUCAUCACAUUUGUUCCAAGGCAUCCAACGAUGCAAGUCCUUGUCCAGGCGACAGCGGCAGCCCCAUGUUGGUACAGGAGGAGGAUGGCGAGUGGACCGAGGUGGGUGUGACGAGCUUCGUCUCUGACGAGGGUUGCGUAUUCGGAUACCCGGCGGGCUAUGCUCGCGUCACCACGUUUCUCGACUGGAUCAACGAGAACUCCAUUCCCGAAGGCCGCUGAGAACGAAAUACUACCUGUAUCUAACAGUUUUUCUCUUUUAUAUUUGUUACACUAAUGUCAAAUGACAAAAUGU
Molecule: messenger RNA, 979 nt
Organism: Schistocerca nitens (vagrant locust)
Lineage: Eukaryota; Metazoa; Arthropoda; Insecta; Orthoptera; Acrididae
Product: brachyurin-like
Exons: 7
Coding region: 1-906 (301 amino acids)
Biological process (GO): proteolysis
Molecular function (GO): serine-type endopeptidase activity
Source: RefSeq, a predicted model, not a curated record